Sesamum indicum (sesame) is the source of this 1039-nucleotide messenger RNA. Its product is annotated as transmembrane emp24 domain-containing protein p24beta2. The record is from RefSeq and is a predicted model, not a curated record. Lineage: Eukaryota; Viridiplantae; Streptophyta; Magnoliopsida; Lamiales; Pedaliaceae.
AUGGACUAUUGAUAGAUUUUCAAGGUAGCCACCUUUCUGCCACUGUCUCGCUCGAAAAACUCACGUGGAACUACGAUCAGAGCACUAACAGGAAGAUGAGGCUUUCAGUAACAGCGGUAGCUGUGAUGGUAAUCUUAAGCAGCUUUGGAGGGGCUUCUGGGAUUAGAUUUGUGAUAAAUAGAGAGGAGUGCUUCUCUCACAAGGUGGAAUAUGGCAACACCGUCCAUUUCUCUUUUGUAGUGAUUAAGUCUGAAGGGUCAUGGCAUUACAGUGAAGAUGGUGUUGACCUUGUGGUGAAGGGACCCAAUGGUGAACAGAUCCAUGACGUUCGGGAUAAGAUAAGUGACAAGCACGACUUUGUGGCUUACCACCAAGGAAUUUACCGGUUUUGUUUCACUAACAAGUCCCCCUAUCAUGAAACUGUUGACUUUGACGUGCAUGCUGGACAUUUCUUAUACCAUGAUGAACAUGCUAAAGAUGAGCAUUUUAAACCUCUUUUUGAGCAUAUCGGGAAGUUAGAGGAAGCUUUAUACAAUGUUCAGUUCGAGCAGCAUUGGCUAGCGGCUCAGACUGAUCGUCAGGCAAAUGUGAAUGAGAAAAUGAGCAAAGGAGCAAUUCAAAAAGCGUUGUUUGAAUCGGCUGCUCUGAUUUUAGCCAGCGGCUUGCAAGUCUACAUUUUGCGUCAUUUAUUUGAGAGAAAGCUUGGGGCAUCUAGAGUUUAAUGUUUUACUGGACAGUUCCUCAUUACCUAAUCAGAAAGUCGAACCUAGACAUCAUCACAUAUGAGUAGGUGUUUUUGAUACUCAAUUAGCUUUCAUUUUUCCAUCUCUCUCUCUCUCUUGAUAUUAUUACAAAUCCUGUUUAAGAAGUUAGUUGUGUUGCCUUUUUUCUUUCUAUUUUAACUUUUGGGUACAAAUAAGUUAGUUGUAUUUAUAGCAAACAUUUUGGUUGAUAGUGAAUCUUUGCAAUGAGACUUGCUGCUGUCCUGGUUUUGGGUCAUCAAAAUAUCCGUCCUAUUUGACUAUGGGUGUUAGAAAUA